UAAGGUGAUUGUAUAUUCGAACGUUCCAGGAUCGUAUCUCAAGGCGUACUCUCGCAAUACUCUCCACACCAUCAAAACAUCACCAUGGAAGCCAACAUCUCUACGACUACUCUCUUACAAGCAAAGAACAAACCACGACGACGACUAUCGCAAGGCUCGCUGCAAACAAUCAGCUGAUAUGACGAGACAGCGUUAUCACAACGACCCAAAGUACAAGGCCCGAAAACUUCAAAGCAACACGCAAGAACAACACAUUCAGGUAGCAGGAUCCUCUCAUACGACUAAGACGCAUACUACAGUACUAGCUGUAUCAGGGUGGCUGACCAGCUGCCUUGGAAGACGCAUAAACCUGUUGGUUAUGCCAAAGGGACAGAGCAUUUCUGUGGCUUGUGCGCAUCGGACGAGGUCGGGUGGGGCUAAGGGUCUGGUGGCGUACUAUCGACAAGGAACUGUAUGGGGGAUAAGAUGGAGUUUCUCUGUCAUUCUCACUGUCAUUCUCACGUCUACUCGGAGCUGGUUCGAAGCUAUACGGACGGGAUAUGAGGACGUCGAAGGCUAUAGAGAUUUGGUCAAGAGAGACAAACGAGCUCGAUGCAGCGGCGGGUCCAGGAUGAUCAAAAGACUGAAUUGAUGCUAUCGAGUCAUAACGAGACGGCCAAGUAGACAAGUCAACGCCACUGAACCUGGUCAUAUGGAAGUAUGAUCUCCAGCACAGAACUUCGACGCUUAGAAGAGAGAGCAGAAGACCCAUAUUAUGAGUAAAGAAGAACCUGAUGUAUACGGGAGAUGCAAAAACAAUCUCUCGCCGAUAAAAGACAAACAACGCCGUGG
Aureobasidium subglaciale EXF-2481 is the source of this 831-nucleotide messenger RNA. RefSeq lists its product as uncharacterized. The record is from RefSeq and is a predicted model, not a curated record. Bases 179 to 631 code for a protein of 150 amino acids. NCBI's taxonomy places the organism in Eukaryota, Fungi, Ascomycota, Dothideomycetes, Dothideales, Saccotheciaceae. The transcript is spliced from 2 exons.